Molecule: messenger RNA, 408 nt
Organism: Symbiodinium natans
Lineage: Eukaryota; Dinophyceae; Suessiales; Symbiodiniaceae
Source: the annotation of a GenBank genome assembly
AUGGCAGAUGCCAGCUGUGCCGACGUCAUGGAGGAGAUUCGUGCACGCGUGACCUCCGACUCCUGGGUCGAUCCUCAUAACAAAGGAACCUACACUCUCCUGUCUGAGGCGAAGGACGAGCUCGACAUCCAGCGCGUCACUGGAAACAAAAAGUACACGGACAAGAUCAUCUUUUCCUUCUCGGACUUCGGUGGGGCGAAGCCGGCUUGCGGCAUCAGCGCCUGCUCAGAGUCCCAGGGUUUCUCGAUCGGUGACUUUUCCACCAACUACUGCAACAUUCGCAACCUCUAUUGCGGGAAGGAGGACGGAUGCGUGGCUGUCAAGAAGUCCUUUGGGACCAGCGAGACGAAGAUCGACCACAACUUCGGUGCGGGCGAAGACAAGAAGGCAUUCCGAAAUGGGGUUUAG